Molecule: messenger RNA, 691 nt
Organism: Cladocopium goreaui
Lineage: Eukaryota; Dinophyceae; Suessiales; Symbiodiniaceae
Source: the annotation of a GenBank genome assembly
AUGCACAGCUAUGCCGGAUAUAGUGUAGGACGGACUGAUGGAAUAGGCGGCGGACACGAGUCAUUCCGUUUCGCCUUGCAGAAUCAGGCCACACACUCCUUGCGAUCCCAGCAGGAAGCUCCUGUUGAGGAGGACGAUGACUGGAGUGAAGAUUCCUCCAUUUUUCAGGGACAGGUGCCCAAGGUUUGGUUGGUGUCUGAAAGUGGCUCUUCCGCGAACAUCUCUGAACAGAGGGGUGCUGCCACCGCGGACAAGUCUAGCAGUUCUGCCUCCUCCGGUGGUGGCACCAAAAGCCAAAUUGCCAUAGGAGCAGGUACCAGCCGAUCCUCUCAGGCGGCUUCGGCUUCUCCAUUGCGGCCCAGGCUUUCAGCAGAAAGGUUUGAUGAGGCAGAAUCGUCAAUGGCAAGGGUCGAGGAAGCACCAAAGGAGGAAGCACCAAAGGAACACGUCACACCCGAGGUGCGACGGCGUUGCCUUGAUAUCUUAAACAACCUUCCCAAAGAUGAGGCGGGACGUUUGACAUCCCUUGGAAGUGUCCCACAUGAAGAUGGUCAUUGCAAGCCGUGCGCAUAUUGGUUCAAAGGUCUCUGCAAGAACGGUGUAGCGUGUCACAACUGUCACUUGGUACACGAAGGACAAAGACCUAAGCGUUUAAGGCCCUCGAAACAAGCCAGAAUGCAGCUUGUGAAAG